AUGGAUAUUAAGAAACUUAUGCUAAUUUCCUUUAUCCUCACCAUGAGCGAAUAUAGAGGCCUUAGUAGAAAUAUUCCGAGUGCUUUGGAAAAUAUCCUAACGAACAUCAAUGAUGUGGGGAGUAAAGAAUCUACUGAGGUGAAUGAUGAAGCUGCAACCCCAACUCUAUUUCAUCGUUCGCCUUACCUGCCAAAACUUUUGAAUACCAUAGCCGAAUAUUGGAAUAUAACAUCACUGUAUAUCAUCUACAAUAACAGACUAAUCACCCAUCAUCCAUAUCAAGAUUUUCUGGAAGAACUUUGUGCGAAUGCUAGCUACCUGGGACAACUACCAAGAAUGGCAAUAAGUAGUCAACACAUCAAAAGUCGGUUGAUUAUGGAUAAUGGUUUUCGCGAAUCUUCUUUGGUCUUAACCCUAAUGCAUAGUACCCAUGACAGAGUGUUGGAGACGACUGCCUAUGCAACACGCUUUAAAAGAUCCUGUUUUACCAUCUAUCUCAUGCACCUAUUUGCCAUAUCUACGGAGGAUAUGAAUUCUCUGUUUGAAAAGUUAUGGCGUUAUCAAUUGCGUCGUCCUUUGGUAAUAUCAAAUGGAGGCGAUUUCUUCACCAUGGACCCAUACCCCAAAUUGAGAAUUGUGAAUGUCACCAAUGAAAAUGUAACGCAGUAUUUCCCCAAGGUGGCUAAUAUACGAGAUUUUAAAGGUUACACUUUAAAUAUUCCAGUGCAAGCUGAUGUACCCUAUACUUUGCUCUAUAAGAAUCCAACAACUUCAGAGUAUGAAAUGGAUGGCAUUGGAGGAUGGAUAGUUAAGGAACUUAUGAGGCGACUAAAUGUUACCUUGAAUGUGUAUCCCUUAAAUUGGAGUAACUCCAACUAUUUGUAUAUCACUCACAUUCACAAAAUGCUAUUGAGUGGAGAGAUUGAGUUAAGUCCCCACAUGUUCACCACCGUAGUUUCAAGGGAUCUGGACUAUUCUUAUCCCUAUGUGGCCAGCUCUCUAUGUGUUAUGGCCCCAGUGCCUAAGAGGGAGAGUAUAAAUCUAUUGGGAUUUUUCGAUUAUACUUUGUGCUUGUUUUUGCUGUUGAUGGUGGUUGCCAAUGAGAUUAUUUGGAAAUUAUAUUGGCAUUAUCUUCCCAGGAUGCAUCUUUCCAGACCCUUUCUGCCUUAUUGUUCUUUGUAUGUGAUUUUGGUAUUUCUGGGAAUUCCAUUGCCAACGUGGCGUAUACGCCCCAUAAGGAGCUUACGUUUGUGCGGCUUUCUUAGAAUUUUGCUGUUUUUUUUUAUCCUAACAUACUGUGGCAUGUAUAUAUCCCAAAUAUUCUCCUCCAACCUUAGCUCAUAUCUGACAGCGAGUUAUUUGAGGGGUCCUUCGUUUCAGUUGAACAAUAUAUUCGAAAGCGAAGUGCCUUUGAUGCUGAGUUCCUACAUGGCAAAUACUUUGAGGGAACUUUACAAUCUCACCGAAGCUGAUAUGUACAAAUAUUUUGUUGUAGCCUCGUGGGAUGUCAUUGAAUACCAUCGAGUUGCCCUCAAUGCAUCCUACAUGUAUUUGGUGCCUUCUCCAAUAUUCGAAUUAAUCGCCGAGCAGCAACGUUACUUGGAUCCCAAACGCUUUGUCACUACACAGAUAUGCUAUGGCACGUUUCCUUAUCAAAUGCAGCUGCGUGCCGAUAGUCACUUUACAGAUUUGUUGUAUGAAUUUAUACUUCAUCUGCGUGAGAGUGACCUUCACAUCUAUUUGAAGACAGAUUUGCUACAGCGUGCCCGUAAAUUUGGAAAUUUCAAUUACAUACGAGAUGAGAAGUCCUCGGAGUCCUCUUACGGAAUGACUUUCACCUUUAAUACAUUAACGGUGAUGAUUUUUGUUCUGGCUGUGGGCUAUUCAUGCAGUUUGGUCGCUUUCGUGUGGGAAUGGUAUGGUCAACGGAUUUGUCAGAUUUGGGACAAGAAAAGGUGUAAACUUAUGCUACGAAAGUAA
Messenger RNA from Stomoxys calcitrans (stable fly), 1980 nucleotides. RefSeq lists its product as uncharacterized. Lineage: Eukaryota; Metazoa; Arthropoda; Insecta; Diptera; Muscidae. The transcript has a single exon. The record is from RefSeq and is a predicted model, not a curated record. Bases 1 to 1980 code for a protein of 659 amino acids.